This is a messenger RNA of Pichia kudriavzevii, 3219 nucleotides long. RefSeq lists its product as uncharacterized. The coding region runs from base 1 to 3219 and encodes 1072 amino acids. NCBI's taxonomy places the organism in Eukaryota, Fungi, Ascomycota, Pichiomycetes, Pichiales, Pichiaceae. Gene Ontology annotation, cellular component: ubiquitin ligase complex; nucleus; cytoplasm. The transcript has a single exon. Gene Ontology annotation, molecular function: ubiquitin-ubiquitin ligase activity. Gene Ontology annotation, biological process: protein polyubiquitination. The record is from RefSeq and is a predicted model, not a curated record.
AUGCAAUCUCCGUCAGAUAUACGUGCCAUGAGAUUGGCAAAAUUAGAAGCAUUACGAAAGAAACAAAUGGAAGAACGUAAAGUAGAACUUGAAAACGACGACGCAACUAGUAAAGAUGUACAACAACAUCAAACAAUUGUCAACAAAACGGAGGGAGCAUUGCCAAAGGGAACAUACUCUACAGAUCAUAAAUGCUUACAAGGGGGUGAACAGAAGUCUGAAAAUGUGGGCAUAAGCUUAGAAAGAUGGAAAGCCAAUGAAUUAGGCAGAAUCUUCUCGGUUACACUAACACCAACGGACACUUCAACAUCCUCUUUAAUUUACUUAGAAUCGUUAAGAUCUGAAUUGGAAUCUGAUGAUCUUAUAGGUGUGGAUAGUCCAGAUACAAUCUUAACCACUUUGAUAUUCGAACUGGGUGUCAGACCUCAUUUUUCGUCACCUUUGCAAUAUCUAUUUAAAUCGUGGUCUACAGCUUACGACUCUAAGAGACUCUUGAAUAAACUGAAAACAGCAUCUUAUAGUGAAAAAGUCGAGUUUUACGAUGAAAUAUUAAGAUUGUGUUCUGGGUAUGCCUCCAUCCUCUUUUAUGAACCUGAUACCUUUAUCGAUCAGCCAACCUUGAUAGAUAUUACUAAUGAGCUCGUCCUUAAUUACAAUAGAUAUCAAGACUUUUGGGUAGCCUUAUUGAAUUCUAUCGUUGAUAAUCAAACACAAUUAGAGUUUUUGAACGAAAUUUUACCUAUUCUUACUGAUGAAAUAGAUAGAUCAUUGGAUACUGAAAGUCUCUCCACAUCGUCUAAGUACGAUACCAUUUUAGCCAUUAUCGAAGCACUAACGAUGAAUAAAAACAUAUGCGCAUAUAUCCAUCAAAUGGAUAUAUUCAAUCCUAAAUGUUUGAGUUCCAAGCAGAUUGAACUGUGUUCCUUCUUGGGUAAGAUAUUAAGAAUCUCUCCCUUGCUUCCAAAAAUUGCAGACUCAAAUUACGUUGGAGUUUUGAAUAAAAGCGAAAUCAAAACCAUUAAUAAAUCAUUGGAAUCUUCUUACUCCUUUUUACUGGACAGAUUGUUCAAUAUCAUCAACUCAUUAAUCAGAGUCAAUCCGGACUCUAGAAAACAAGUUUUGACAUUUAUGGCGGAUCUGGUCAAUAAGUCACAUUUGCGUGUAAGUGAGCAUGCAGAUGAUAAAGAUUUGGCAAGUGAUUCCUUAAUGCUAAAUGUAACCAUGAUAUUAGUUAAACUGUCAGAACCUAUAUUGAGAGAUGGAAUGGCAUCAAAAACCGAUAAAAUUGCAGUUGAUUAUUUGAGCUACAAAACAAGAUUAAUUGAUAUUGCUGAAGAAACUAGAAUAAAUUCAACGAUUCAAGAAUCUAAUGACCUUUUUUCGGGUGACCAGUUGUAUGAUGAGUCAAAAGAAUUGAAUUUUAUAUCGCAGUGCUUUUACUUAAUGUUAACUUAUUUGCACUAUGGCUUGGGUGGUGUCAUCUCCUCUUAUAAUAAGAAAACCAAAAUUAAUAAGCAAUUGAAGGGUCAACUAAAACACUUGCAAGAAAUGUUGGCGAAGUCAAAUAUGGAUUCAAAUCCGUUUGCCCAGAAAUUGGUAAGGGCAAGAAUUGAUCCAAUUGAGAAAAAAAUCAAUGAAAAUGAAAAUAGUAUCCGUUCAAUUGAUAUGUUUUUCUGCUGCAGGGAAUUUCAACUUGAAGUAUUUGACACAAUCAUUGGAGUUUGCGAAUUCCUGGUGAGAUUGAUUGAUGAGAAACACGAAUAUCAUCCGAAAAUGGGCAAUUUUUUCCCAUAUUUGAAGAUUCCUUUACACAACUUUGAUGAUGAAAUAAGCAAGCUUGAUGAUGUUGAAUUUUUGAGAAAGUUAUCACCUGUGCCGUUCAAAUACUUUCCUGAAAUCUAUGUCGAGGGGUUUGUGAAUUAUACACAUUUCAUAUCUAGAUUCACCAAUAAUCCAAUGGUUGACAAUAAGGCGAAGCUAACCAAAUUUGUUGAGUUCUCGAUUAUUGUUUUGAGGUGUCCUGAACUAAUCUCUAAUCCCCAUUUAAAGUCUAGGUUGAUUGAAGUUUUGUUUUUUGGUUCAUUGCCGUUUCAAACCAAUAUGGGAGAGCAGGAUGGAUUUAUGUUUCCUGUAUUUAACGAAGAUGAGACAGUACGCUCUAACUUGCUAAUCUCCCUAUUAGACUUCUAUGUCAUGGUUGAGAAAACUGGCGCAUCCUCGCAAUUUUAUGAUAAGUUCAACGCAAGAUAUCAUAUAUCUUUCAUAAUUGAGAAAUUAUGGAAAUUCGAUUUUUUCAAACAAGACUUACGGACGAUUGCAACUAAAUUUCAAAAGUUCUUCAUUAGAUUUGUGGCUAGAAUGCUAAAUGAUACCACAUAUUUAUUAGAUGAAUCAUUGAACCAUUUAAUCAACAUUCACAACUAUCAAAAGGAGUUGCACAGAAGAGCGAAAGGUUUCCAGCCUGAAACACCUGAUACGGAUGAAGAAUUAACCAAAAAGUUGCAAGACAGUGAAAGAAUGGCUAAAUCAUAUGUGCAGUUGAGUAACAAAACAAUCACGUUAUUUAAUCUAUUUACGAAGGAAACACCAAAAUCGUUUACUAUUGUUGAGAUCGUUGAUAGAUUGGCAGGUAUGCUAAAUUAUAAUUUAGUUGUUCUAGUUGGUCCUAGAUAUAACGAACUAAAGGUUGAAGAACCUGAGAAAUAUCAAUUUGAUCCCAAAGAACUAUUGUUACAAUUAUGUUCAAUUUUCCUCAAUUUGUCUAUUGAGCGUGAAUUUGUUGAGGCUGUUGCUAGAGAUUUAAGAUCUUUUGAACCUGAUAAUUUUAUCAAGGCUAUUAACAUUUUAAAGAAGAACUACAAAAUUCCAAAUGAAUAUUUCGAAAAACACUUACUAAAGUUUGUGGAAGAUGCUAAGAAUAUCAAAACUGCAGAUGAAGAAGAAGAACUGGAAUUAGGUGAGGUUCCUGAUGAGUUUUUGGAUCCUUUGAUGUUUACACUGAUGAAAGAUCCAGUGAGAUUACCAAGUUCCAAGAUAUCUAUGGAUAGGAGUGUCCUAAAGGCACAUUUAAUGAACGAUCCAACAGAUCCGUUCAACCGUAUGCCUUUAAAAAUGGAAGAUGUGACCGACGAUAUUGAAUUGAAAACAAAGAUAGCGCAAUGGAUUCAGGAAAAGAAGUCUCUUCCCAAAGAUACUGAUGGAGAUGUUACCAUGGAAUGA